UAACAUUACAAGCGGAAUUUUGUAUCCCCAGGCACGACCUACUGCCAUAGAUAGGCACACUCCACUUCAUUACGUGACGCAUUACAGUUAUCUAAACCUCUGCGAGUUCCUUUUCCUAACAUAUCGCUCAAAUAGUAGCACACUGGAGUUAACCACCUGCGGUGUUCCAAUGCGCCGGCUGCGGGUUUUAUGUAUCCAUUCCUUCCGCACCAGCGGUAGCAUCUUUAAGCAGCAGCUCCAGCGAGCUGGGUUACUCGAGGCACUGGAGGACCUCGUGGAGUUUACCUUUGUCGACGCGCCCCACCCCGCCAGCGGCCACAUCCCGCGAGACGUGGGACCGUACUUCCAAGGGCCUUACUUUGAAUGGUUCACCGCGGAGGAGGUGGGGGACCGAGUGGAGUUUGAUGAGGCCAAGGUGGAGGCUUCGGAGCGGUUUUUGCUCGACGUGCUCACACGUCAGGGGCCCUUCGACGGCAUUAUGGG
Messenger RNA from Astrephomene gubernaculifera, 483 nucleotides. The record is from the annotation of a GenBank genome assembly. NCBI's taxonomy places the organism in Eukaryota, Viridiplantae, Chlorophyta, Chlorophyceae, Chlamydomonadales, Astrephomenaceae.